AUUGGUAGAGCGGUAAUUUCUAUCUAUCUUUCCGGUAUUCAUCCGUAAAUAUUUUGUUUAAGGCUCAAACCGUUGAGCAUUUCGUUAAUUUUAUGAGCCAUAAAUUCUUCAAAAUGCUCCUGAGGUUUGUUUUCGCAUCUUAGACCAGUUAUGUAUCUUAAAUUUUGAAAUAUAAAUAGCGAAAGAGACAUGGCGGACAGUGCAAGUGAAAGCGACAGUGGAUCUGUAGAUGGAUUGUGUACAAUUCCGUUCUCAAUGACAAGAGAACAGUUCCAGAAACGCAUUGAAAGUCUACAGCAAGAAAAUAAAGUUUUGAAGUUAGAAGUCGAAACCUAUAAAUUUAGAAUCAAAAGUUUACAGGAAGAAAACAAAUAUCUUCGUCAAGUCAGUGUCAAUAUUCAAGCAAAAGCUGAGCAAGAAGAAGAGUAUAUCAGCAACACCCUCCUAAAGAAAAUUCAGGCUUUGAAAAAAGAGCAGGAAGCCCUUGCUAUUAAUUAUGAACAAGAGGAGGAGUGCCUCACAAAUGAUUUGUUCAGAAAACUUUCUCAGCUGCGUCAAGAAAAAGUGCACUUAGAACAGACAUUAGAACAUGAGCAGGAAGCACUUGUCAACAAGCUCAUGAGAAAAAUCGAGAAAUUAGAGGCGCAGACCCAAGCAAAGCAGCACAACUUGGAACAGUUAAGGAGGGAGAAAGUUGAGUUAGAAAAUACUCUCGAACAAGAGCAGGAAGCGCUUGUAAACAAGCUGUGGAAACGAAUGGACAAAUUGGAAGCCGAGAAGAGAAUGUUACAAGAAAAGCUGGAGCAACCUGUUUCUGCCCCACCAUCCCCACGGGAUAUCAACAAAGGUGAUACCGCUGCAAACUUAACCCUGCACGUUCAACACUUAAGAAGUGAAGUAGCAAAGUUGAAGAUGCAGCUUUUGAAUGCCCAGCAAGAGCAUUCAGAAAAGAUGGCUCUGUUUGUGAUGGAAGAGAAGAAUGUUCGAGAUGAGAAUGUUCGCUUGCAGAAAAGGCUUCAGAUGGAAGUGGAACGUCGGGAGGCGCUUUGCCGCCACCUGUCUGAAAGUGAAUCUAGUCUAGAGAUGGAUGAAGAAAGGCAAUUCAAUGAAGGAUCCAACUUUGGUUGUGUUAACAGAUCAGUGCCUAGUCCAGUUCCCAUGAACAGUUCUGCCGUAUCUUCUAAUCCAAAUAGCCCCGCCAUGAGUGUAUCAAGCAGGGAGGCAUUUAGUCCAAAUCCGCACCGCUGCCACCACUGCAACCAGAGCCUGACCCAGCUGAACAUCAUGCCCAGUCCCUCCCCUCCUCCACCGGUGUUCUCUCCUGGUUCCAGUGCUGGCACAACUAGAGGGAAAUCUCCAUCCCAGGAGCGCUUCUUGAAACCUGCAGCUCCUCCGCCACCUUAAGGGUGCACAGUGUUAGACCUAUAAACCAAUCUAUUGUUUUGAAAUAUUCUUCUUCUCCAGUCUAUUUAUUUGCAUUUAUGUUAUUCAAUGUUUCUUGUUGAAUCUGGUUUUCAUGGUUCUCACCAGUCCUGAAUUAGAGCUAAGAAAUGCUAGAAAAAGUUUUUUUAAAAAUACAACUAAUUGUAAAGCUUGUUACUGUUGAUUUUAGGGUACUUACUAUAAGCUUGGCAUAAUCAAAUGCUGAAAUUUGAAUUCCCUGGUUUUUGCGUGACAUGUAUCUUUUAAAAUUUAUAGUUGAGCUUUUGGCUUUUUGGGAUGAAUGGUAGUUUAAUCACAUUAUAGAACUAUAAGCGAAGUUUUUUGAUAACUUUUUUUUUUAAUUUAGUUGAGCUUGUAUUUGGUUUUUGAGACUCAAAAACAAAAGAAAGUUUUCUAAAUGCAUACAUUAUUCUAAUGCUUCAUUUGUAAACGAAUGUCCUAAGAUACAGUAAAGCAACUUUUUGAAGAAAAUUACUAGAAUUUAUUUAACUAUUUAAGUUAUAGAACUAUUUUAAAUCCCUCCUCCACACCAAUGUGCUCUAAAGUUAAAACGUCCCCAAUAUUUUUUUUUUUUUUUUUUUUUGUAGAAGUGCAAAAGUUUUAAACCAUUUAAUGUAACUUUUUUUGUUUUACAUAAAACUUGACAAUUUACAUAACUUAUUACAAAUCUAUGUCAUAAUCUCAAAAUUCAUAUCCAUAGGUUAGUAAGAAGUAAGAAAAAAACCACGACUAUAAAAAUUAAUUUACAGAACAAUUUGACUUUCAUUACUGAGCCCCAAUUUGAAAAAACGCUCUGUUAAUAUUUUUAAAAGAUUAGUGUCAGCAAAAGAAGGACCUUGAAUUUAAUAUUUGUAUGCGAACUACAUUCUUUCUGUGUUUCUUAUGUAUUGUCAUUCUAAACUGAAAAGCCAGUGUAACAUUUAUUUACAGUUGGUGCAAAAAUGUACUCUGAAAAAAAAGUAAAGGUGUUAAAAAAAAUUUAAUAACAUCUCUAAAUUAGAGUGAAAAACAUCCAAGUUUUUUAUUCAUGCUAAACUAUCAAUAAAAUAUAAUAAUCAGUGUAAGUAAAGAACAAAUUAUUAGAAAAACAAAAAGUGCAUAUAUUUUUGAAGAUUUGUUCAGUACCUACAUUAUUUAUUUUAAUCAUGAAAUCUUGAAUCUCUCGAAUUCUUCAAAAAAAUAAGAAAAAUUGUUCAGUUAUUUUAUUAUAUGUAAUGUAUGAGCAAACGUUCCAUCAAUAAUGCAAUUCAAAAUUAGGAUUAAAUUGCAAGUUAUUUAAUAUAUUAAAAAUAUAUAGAUUAUUGCACUGCCAAAAUUGAAUUUUGUCAUGUGGACAUUUUUAAUGCAACAUUAUUUUUUUGCAUGAGUGAUCCAAAUCAGGCAUUUGGAGUUCACUGAUAAAAGUUUAAAAGUUGUGUUAUUUAUAUCAAAUGAAAGAUAAAAGAUAUUUUCUAAAUUACAUUAAUCUUUUUUUAGAGAAGCCUGUGUUAAAAAUCUAUAACUAUGGCUCUUGUUCCUGUAAAAUAAUUGAAUGAUAAGUAUUCCUUGCCAUUUUGUCAUAAAUUGCAAUUAUUAAUUAAUAAUUAUCUUAAAUUUAUUCUGUUCAUUAUUUUAAAUUUCUUAAGCAUAAACAAUCGAGUUUCUUCGGAUUUAUUCGAAGAAUUGGGAUAAGAGUGAAUUCAUGUGACAGCCAAGGUUUAAGUUAGUUUCUUAAAAUACAUUAUUGUAAAAAGUUAUACUUCCAUACUUUGAAAAUGUAUUCUCAAGUGUUAAGGUUACAUUUCUAAAAAGUUUUAGUACAUUUCAAAUUGGAAGAACUUUUGUUUGUGAUGUUCUAAUUAAAACUGUGCGGUAUAAGCAUAUUUGCAGCUAAUCAUAGAAAGCUGGGAUCCUAAUUUUUCACAUUUCCAUGUUCUACUUUUCUAUUUAAUCCAGUGAUACUUCAUGUUCUGUGUUCUUUUCUAAAAUAUUAUCAUGCAGCAAUUUUAUAUAAAUAUUUUAUUCAUGCUUUGUACUUAAUUGGUUAGUGCAUCAAAUAGCUUUUUGUACCAAAUUGUUGGAAUUUAAUUUUCAACAGUUUUUUGUGCAUAAGUUCCAAGCCAUUUUUUAUAAAUAUUUUUGAAAUAAAGCCAUGUUUGAAUUUCAAGCAUGUGUUGUAUAUUCACGCUUUCAAACUUUCUUUACGGAAAUAAGAUGCAUGCAAGUCUCAUCUUGUGAU
Messenger RNA from Uloborus diversus, 3661 nucleotides. RefSeq names its product coiled-coil domain-containing protein 6-like. Bases 190 to 1404 code for a protein of 404 amino acids. The transcript has 8 exons. The record is from RefSeq and is a predicted model, not a curated record. NCBI's taxonomy places the organism in Eukaryota, Metazoa, Arthropoda, Arachnida, Araneae, Uloboridae.